Molecule: messenger RNA, 1471 nt
Organism: Abrus precatorius (Indian licorice)
Lineage: Eukaryota; Viridiplantae; Streptophyta; Magnoliopsida; Fabales; Fabaceae
Product: ran guanine nucleotide release factor
Exons: 8
Coding region: 150-758 (202 amino acids)
Biological process (GO): protein import into nucleus
Cellular component (GO): nucleus
Molecular function (GO): guanyl-nucleotide exchange factor activity; small GTPase binding
Source: RefSeq, a predicted model, not a curated record
AUUGGAAGCAGUAAUGCAACAUCAGCGGCAAACAAUUAGCAAAGGAAGCAGUGACAGAACAAGCUAGGCUCUUCUGUUCAUAUUCGAUAGUUACUCUCAGCAAUCCCAGGGCGGUGGUGGUGUCUCCUGUUUUUCUUAUUAGCGCAAAAAUGCCAGAAGAUAUUGUUUUCGAACAUCCGUUGUUUGGGGGCAAAAUAUUAAGCACGUUUCCCAACAGGUUUCAGGAUGUCAGCAACAUUAGAGAAGUACCUGAUCAUCAGGAGGUGUUUGCAGACCCGAGCCGUGAUGAGAGCUUGAUCUUUGAGCUUUUAGAAUUAAAGUCUGAUGUUGCUGAUAAUGGAAGUGCUGCAUGGUUUCUUCAAGACCUUGGCAGCGAGCAAGAUGCUGAAGGAAGUGUGGUUUUAGAGCAGUCGGGAAUACUUGAAGCUCUUGGUUUAAUGUAUAACAAUACACCUGCCGUUGUAACAACUGCAGUGGGUCAAAUGGCAAUUUCUAAGGGACGGCAAGGAAGGGAAGCGCAAAAUAUUGUGAAGGUUUAUUUGGCAAAUUUGCGUCUUAAAGGAGUUGAAACUGACGUACUAGUGACUGCAUAUGAGCCCAUCGUUAUUAACCCUUUGAGUGAAAGUGCAGACACAGUCGGUGCUGGUAUAGCUGUUCCAGCUGCCCAAGCUGGAUGUUUGCCCAUGGAUGAGGUCUUUAAACUUGCUGUUACAAGCUUCAGGGUUAUUGACUGGGGUCUUUUUGAUACAAGACCAUAGGUGUGCUUGGAGCAAGUUAAUGCUCAAGUAUGAGGAACCAAGACCUUAACAUUGUUAUUAGAGUGUCGUUGAAAAAUUGUGUCAUUCCCAUUUUGAUCACUGUAUAUUCCUCGUGUUUUUUCCAUGGCCCAGAAGUACUUUCCUUGUUUUUUUUGGCAUUUAGUCAUAUUUCAUGCAGUUAUUAACUUGUUAGGAUUGUCAUUAGUAACGAGCGAGAAUAAUGUGUUGUUUAGAAAUGUCAGUGACUUUUUUCCUUUUUGGUGGUGCUGGAUUACAGUUUAUAAUAAUUGUUAGAGUUACUUUUUUUGUGUUGCUUUAUACCCAGCAAUCUGGGACAGAAACAACGUGCUUCCUGGAAGCACUGUGAUUGCAGCACAAAAGGACCAUAGCCACCUGCUGUAGGGUUAUGUAUUAUUGAGUUUUGGUGGACAAAGUAGUUAUAGACAAAAUGAUUAAAUGCUUGAAGAGAAACUUUUAAGCAGGCACUUGCUACUAUAGACUUUCAAAUCAAUAGGAUGUUACAUAUGUUUCGUGUUAGAAAUGAACUCAUUUUUAAAAUGUCUCUAUACUUGUCAGUUUUCAAUUUGAGUACAUGUAAUAGAUAAUGAUAGUGUUUGACGCCAGGGUAGGAUGGAAUGAAACAUCCUACUAUGCUCCAAUCUUUUUUUGGUUUCUUUUUUUAAGUGAAAUCAAAUUGAGUCGAAUUUUUAAUU